AUGGGUGACAGGACCGCGAGCGACGAGAAGGAGAAGCGCGUAGGCCUUGAGAACGACGAGGACGCUCGUUCGAGUGAAAGCGACGACGACUAUCAGAAGCCCGUCGAGGUCACCUUCGACCCCGGCAAUCCUUACCGCCGCAAAAGCUCACUUGUGACGUCUGACACGUCUAGGCCUCUCCCGCGCCACCCGAGCAGGAGAACAGAGUGCAUCGUCCACCAGUUUCUCGAAAGUCAGCGAAAGGCCCGCGACGCUGUUGCCUCGGCCAGCAACCAUGGCUCCAGGUCCAACUCCGUCUCGAGCGCUUCCAAGACAAAUGAUCACUACCAUCACGGCCAUCCCGGUUACGAGAGUCCUAGCCGGCAAGCGGGCACCAAGGAUGUGUCCGGCGAAACGGGCAUGUACAAGACAGUCGAGCCGAAGGGGCGCGUCGCCAAGCAGAGAGCCUCGAUUCUGGCAGCAGACAGCCCGGAAGGUAGCGACGUCGGCCAGGCCGACGAAAAGUCCUGGCGAACUGAAAUCAUCAAGUCUGCAUCUCAAGUCGACCUCAUGCAGUCCGACGACGAGGACGAGCUUCAUAGCCGGCUACUCACCAAGAAGCAGCUGAGCGAGAUGGCCUGGGGGGUUCGCGAGCUCAGCAGACGCCUUAGCAGCAUGCGCAUCAGGUUCCGCGUCAAGUCCAUCUUCCUCUUGACCAAGAUACACGAUGCGGACCUGAUCAGUCGGACGCGUGAGUUGACCAAGUGGCUUCUGUCGCACGAGCGAGACGUUGACUACACCGUCUACGUGGAGGAAAAGUUCAAGGAUAACAAGAAGUUCAACGCGCCGGGCAUGGUCGAAGAGCUCAGCAAGGAAGCCGUCGAUGCCGGUCAACCGCCAAACAAGGCCAAAGGCGAUGCCAUUUCCAAACGUCUCCGGUACUGGGACGAAGACAUGUGCCGCAACCGGCCGCACAUGUUCGACUUUGUUAUCACCUUGGGCGGCGACGGUACUGUGCUAUAUGCCAGCUGGCUAUUCCAGCGCAUCGUUCCACCAGUGCUGAGCUUUUCUCUCGGCAGCCUCGGUUUCCUGACAAAAUUCGACUUCGAGGAGCACCGCACCAUUCUCGAGAGUGCCUUCAACAAAGGCGUCACAGUAAGCCUGCGUCUGCGCUUCGAGGGAACAAUCAUGAGAAGCCAGCAGAGGAAGAGAUUAGCGGACAUCGAAGAGGGCAGCUCCAGUCAGGAUGAAGACGGACCCAAGCCGGACCUUGUCGAAGAGCUUGUGGGUGAGGAGAGGGAGGACGAGCAUACGCACAAACCAGACGGGACCUUUGAGAUUUUGAACGAAAUUGUCGUAGACCGCGGCCCCAAUCCAACAAUGUCAUAUACGGAAAUCUUUGGUGACGACGAACACUUCACAUCCGUCUUGGCAGAUGGCAUUUGCGUUUCAACCCCAACGGGUUCGACCGCCUACAACCUUGCGGCCGGCGGCUCCCUCUGCCACCCCGAGAACCCAGUCAUGCUCGUCACCGCCAUCUGCGCCCAUACACUCUCCUUCCGCCCAAUCAUCCUACCAGACACCAUCGUCCUCCGGGUAGGAGUGCCCUACGAUGCAAGAACCAACUCAUGGGCCAGCUUCGACGGCCGCGAGCGUAUGGAGCUGUUCCCUGGAGAUUACGUCACCAUCAGCGCCAGCCGGUAUCCAUUUGCAAGUGUCCAGGCCCAGGGCCGGCGCAGCGAGGACUGGGUCAAUAGCAUCAGCGGCAAGCUGGGCUGGAACACGCGGCAGAAGCAAAAGGGCUAUAAGGAAUGGGAUAAAUGA
Molecule: messenger RNA, 1803 nt
Organism: Colletotrichum spaethianum
Lineage: Eukaryota; Fungi; Ascomycota; Sordariomycetes; Glomerellales; Glomerellaceae
Product: NAD(+) kinase
Exons: 3
Coding region: 1-1803 (600 amino acids)
Biological process (GO): NAD+ metabolic process; NADP+ biosynthetic process
Molecular function (GO): NAD+ kinase activity
Source: RefSeq, a predicted model, not a curated record